AGAGGUUAAUGUUUAAAUUUAAGAACAACAAAACCGAAACUACUCUGUAUAUGCAGGAUAUUUGACUGUUCUGGAAUUUAUUUUUUACAUUUUAAAAAUGAAUAUUGCCGACCUCUUUAAUAAAGACUCAGAAUAUGGGAACUUUGUAUGUGUCUACUUUGGAUUGGCGUAUGUAAGUCAGAUUUUAGAGCCAUACACUAGACAUGGACUUGGACAGGUUUAUCAGAAGAUACAAAAAGUGCUGGCAGGAAAACCUCCAUGUGCCGGAAAAUGUGGAAAAAAUCAACCAGGAUGGUGUAAUUCGUGUAAAGACUGGAAGAGGGAGUUGACGAAAUUCAGCAAAUCUCCAAACAAGAUUGAUUGGAAAAAUCAGGAAUCGUCGAAAUGGCCAAUAUCGUACGAACACAUUGCAAGCGUUUUUACGAGCACACCAGAAGACGGAGGACUCGUUAAUCUUCGAGAUAUCUCAAACGCAUGUAAGAUAUGGAAAAACUGCAGCGUAUUUAACAUUCAGCCAUUUGCACGAAUAAACGCGAAAAAUAGCAGAAACAAUUACUUUGCACAUAAUCCUAAGCUACGUGUUACUAGUGAUCAAAAGACAGAUGCAUUUGAUGCACUGAACGAUCUUCUAAAGCAGGGAGAUGUACAACAUUACAUUAAUAAACAAGAAUGUUUAAACGAAUUAGAAAAGAUUAAAAAUGGUAAAAAUGAUCUCCCAAAUGAAAUCGCAUCAAUCAGUGAAAAUAUUAAAAAGAUUAGUAAUGACGAAGAUAAAAUAGUUAAAAUUCUAACAGAACUAACUGAAAGCGGUACAGAAGAGAGGAAAGUACUAAAGAGAAUACAAUAUCUGGUUAUUGCGCUGCAUGAAAGGCAACGACGCGAACACGCGUUUGUCACAGCUCGCCUCGAUUUUAUAAUGAAUAUCCUACUAAGUAUCCUUUUGUCUGCCGCAUUUUGCAUCGUCGUCGUGAGUUUGCUGGUAUAUAUCUCACCAAGUUAUCCGCAAGGCGAAGAACAGAGGCCGAAUGUCAUCCCGACCAGCAUUGGCAGCAAAUAUUCUGGUUGUCUAAAUGAGUCUUAUAAGUAUCCGUUUCCUUUGAAAGUACCGAUGCUAGGGUUUUUACCAACACAGAAUCAGCUUGUUGGUAGGGAAUGGGUCUUUGAUGAACUUGAGAAGAAAAUGUUUGAACAGAACAGCAAGUCUAGAGGUACAUUGAUGAUUGCAGGAUAUGGAUUCGGUAAGUCGGCAAUUGUUGCACACCUACUAUGUGCACGAGAAAAUGAGAAAGGUUGGAAAUUGAGACAACACAUUGUCGCCUUUCAUGUUUGUAAGUUCACACACGAAAGUACAAAGAAUCCUGUUCAGCUUAUAAAACGUUUAAUAUGGUUUUUAUCCAUUAAAGACGCAGAAUACGGAUCACAUAUUGCUUUGCUUAACGAUUCGAUUAUAACUGAUGACGAAAAAUGUAAGGAGGAAACGAAGCUAUGUUUUGAUCUAGCCAUUACAAACCCUUUGGAUAAAUUAACAGUGCCAAAUGAUUCUCCUUGGAUAGUAGUAAUUGAUGCGUUGGAUGAAUGUGAGGACGACAAUGGACGAAACCGAAUUUUGGAGCUACUUGCAGAUCGCCUGACCUCUAUGCAGCAAGAGGGUCCUAAAUGGUUUAAAUGGUUAAUUACGUCAAGAAAUAAGCCUUCCCUUAACAAAUUAAACAAAUUGGAUACAGUGCAUCUUCUAUACGAUGAUGAAAGAAAUUAUGACGAUAUACGACACUUUAUUAUCAAUCAACUGAAUAUCAUUGAUAAGGAUACAGUAAAAAGGUUUGUUUCUAAAAGUGGAGGAAAUAUUUUGUACAUAAAACAUGCUUUGGGAUAUAUUAUUGAAUCUGGAAACGCAAGUAUACACAAUAUAGUUGACCUACCUAGCGGUAUAGAAGAGAUAUAUGAACUAAACUUUGAUAGGCUAUUCAAAACUAACAAUGACUUUGAAGUAGCAAAAUCCAUUUUAGAGGUGAUAAGCGUUUUUAAUGGACCCGUCAGAGAUAAAAGACCCAUUUUUUACAUUUUUAAAGUUAUAGAAGUCAACAAAAUCACUAAUAAAACCGAGUUUGUACGAAUUAUGGACAAACUGUCAGACUAUGUAUCAUCAGAUGGUGCUGUUACGUUUCGUCAUAAAUCGUUGUAUGAAUGGUUGUUUAGUGACACCAAAUCAAAUUACAGACUUUCUCGAAGUUUAGGUCAUACGAUGGUAUCUGAAUAUAUUUUUUUUGGUGUUAAUAGGUUAGAUGCCACCGAUACAUCACCCUUUAUAUAUAACAAUGGGUGUAUGUAUAAUCCGAUAAUAUUUCAAAUGUUAACCUACCACGUUUCCGAAUCACAGAACAGUUCUAUCCAAAGAAAAUAUUUUUCCUUUCAGCUUUUACAUGCCAAAUAUAAUUAUCCAUUUGAAGACGUAAAUGCAUUUUGUUACAUAGGAGUUGUAACUUAUAACGAUAUACAUUCUAUAAAAAUGUUAAGUCUAAUAGUGAAUUUUGUGAAGAAUAAAACUGUUGAGAACAACAGGUUUAUUCGCUUUAUUCAUAACGUUUACGAAAAUUAUGUAUCAUAUCGGUUUCUGUUAUUUAACGUAAUGGAUGCUGUGUCGUUUAUAUACGAAAACGUAACAAACGCGAAGGACAUUCUCAAAUAUCCUUUACAUACAGCAGCAAGGUAUUGCCGUGAAGACGUAGCUCUAUAUCUUAUUAAUGUUGUGAAAGUUUCGCUUUUGGAAAGAGAUAACAACGACAUGCGUGCAAUUGACGUAGCAGCAAGAAGCCACUGUGUGCCUGUGAUAAAACUAAUAACCGAAAAGGACAGAUCAGUAUUCGACUUAGAGUGUCUUAUGAAUGUAGAAUGUAUAAACAGUGGGGCAGCUAUUGAAAUAUAUAAAAUGCUUGAAGCUAAUAAAGUAAAACCGACUUGUUUUGAUACAUCUUUACAGAAAGAGAUGCUGAUGCGUAUCUAUUUUAAUAGUCCAAGAAGACGUCGGUAUAUCUUCUCCAAUGAAAACGUUUGUACAGAAGAAGAGUUUCAGCCCGAGCUUCUAUUUUGUUUAGAUUCUUUUGGAUAUACGCUAGCUUUACAAUUUAUAACUAUUGACGCUCGUUAUUCGUUUUUAGCUGUACUUGACAAACAUAUCAGUGACAAAUGUCAACAUGUGUCAAGUAGCAUGUUAUACAUGUUUUAUCUCAUUAUGUAUAGGUCUACAUUAAAAGACUGGUAUCCUUCCCACAGUUGGAAGCGUUUGUCUCAUAGGCCUAUUUGCCCAGAAGGUGCAUCAGUUGAACAUUUACUAAUGCAGUAUAAGAGAAUAGAAAUGAUCGACUUAGUAAUCGCAAAAGGUCACAUAAUGAACUGGACAAAAACUGACAGGAAAGGAAUGACACCAUUGAACUAUACCGACCAGAUGUUUAUUUCGCAGCUGGAAUGUCGGUUUGGUGAUGUUGACAUUCAUGUAUUAUCAGAUAAAGAUAAACUCGUUAGGUUAUGUUUGUGUGACUGGCUUUAUUUUUACCUUCUGUUGGUUCUGUACGCUAUAGCUUGCUGUAUUGCAUCUUUUUAUUGUGUUGUAUUGUAUUCUAUAGAGACAAUUCUGUAUAAAGUGGUAUUCCUAUAAAGUGGUGUGUAUAUAUUGUAAUAUGGUCAAAACAGUCAAACUAAAUUGGAAUGCCUCUGUUUUAGUCAUUAUAUUCUCAAGGCAUAUUCCUUACAACAGUUUUUUUUUUAUAAAAUACUGUUUAUACGAGGGUUGUUUUAUUAUACAUUCUAAUAUGCCCUUUCGCUGUUAAGGUAGUUCUGCACGUUUGGAUCGAAAUUUUUUCUACAAUGUAGAAUUUGAUUAAACUCUGAUUUUUCAAAACUUCAGAAUAUACCUAGAAAAUUCAGCAAAUAAAAAAGAUAGGGUCGUGUGCUUGAUUUUUUGCUAGACUAAUUUGAAAAAUUUGGACCUCACGCAAUAUUUCAUAAUGGGAGUAUAUGGGAAAAUCAUAAAUUUCAUAACAUUUUCGCGAAUAGAAUUUUUUCUACAAUGUAGAUUUUGAUGAAACUUCUCACAGUUGUAAAUAAAUAUAUGGGCUAUAAUUUGGUGAAAUAAAAUGUAUAGGUCCAUGUGCUUAUUUUUGAGGUAUUUGACCAAGAUUAAAGUGAACCGGACUUUUCACGCUAAUUUUAAGACAUUUUUUGAAUUUUUUAACGUGUCAUAUAUUUUAAUGUCAUAUUUUGACUUAAGUAAUAUAGCAGCAGUGCCAUUGUAAUAGAUUUACUCACAGGUUUCGAUUAAAUCAUAAAAUUAUUUUCAUUUCCGUACGCCGAAUCCAGGCUUUAUUCUACGUUUUCCGGAUAAAUGACGUUACGCUAUCACUUCCGGUUUAUCAAACGUGCAGAACUACCUUAAAACACUCUUACGCUAUAAUGACGUCACGUUAACGUGCGGUGACGUCAAUGUUUUUGUUGCGACCAAGAAAGAGCGCUACUAUAUUUUAUCUACUGUUUUAGAUUCAGGGUAGAGAGUCUAUAUUAGAAUCGAAAUAGUUCAUAGCAAAAGAGUGUUUUUACACUAUUUAUACACUCGGGCGGUAAUACGUCGUACAAAUAAUUUCACUCGGGUUGUGUCCUCGUGAAAUUAUUACGCCCGACGUAUAACCGCCCGUCGUGCAUAAAUAGCGUUACAACACACUUUUGCUAUAGAUUAUUUCUUAAAUGUUAAUGCAAAAUGCCAGUAUGAACUAAAAUUUCCUGAUUUGUUACUGGAAUUAAUUAGUUCUUGUGCGUCACAUUUAACUUACUUUCAUGACUACACAGUAAAUUAGUUUUUGUUUCUGUAUCGGAUUUUUUUUUUAUUAAUAACUAAGUCAACCAUAUAUGUGAUUAACGGAAUGUUUUGUAGAUAACGUAUUUAGCCACCCGUGUGUGAAAGGUCAGAUUUUUUCUACUUGCAUGUAGAUCUAAAAUAUUGCUUCAUGUGCACGAUAUUGCAUCGACAUUUUACCAUCGUACCAUCGCACCAUCGCGAUUUUAUCAUCGUACCAUCGCGUUUUCACCAUCGUACCAUCGUUGUUUCAUCAUCAUGCCAUCGCGCCAUCGCGUUUUCGUCAUCGUACCAUCGAGCAUCGCGGUUUAGUAUUAAAUAAAAAGUCACGUUUGUCCAAACGAAAUACCGUAUUGUCCAAACGGAACACCGUAUUUUAGCCUUCUUUGUUUAAUAGGAAAAUGAAUCGGAUCGUGUUAGUGCCAUUGAUACAUUGUGUGUCUUAAAAGUCUUAUUCUCGCUGUUCUAUAUUGUAACAAUUUUAAAUUACACAGUUUUUAAUCGUUAUUUUGUUAUAACUAUUUAAUGCUACAAGUUGCAUCAUUUGUAAGACUAACAGAAGAAUCCCAGACCUUGAUUCAUUCGUCAAGUGUCUGAAACCAUGCCACACUAAAUUCCAUUCAACAUUCCAUGUUCGAAAUCUUAACAUUUCAGACGCUAGUUGAAAUAUAUAGUAAAACCCUGAAUGUAUAAUGUAUCCACAGAAGUAUGUGAACAACAGUCAAUAUUGUCAAUCUGUUGUUUAUAUCUUAUUAUAAAUUUAUGCUGUAGUGUCAACGUAUAACAGUUUACUACGUACAAUUGUCCGAUAAUUCACUAAGAGUCAAUAUUUAUAAUGUUCCUCAACGUAACAUAUGUCCCGGUUUGAAUAAAUAAGCAUUAUUGCAGUACACAGUAUGUAUCAAUAUUGUGUUACAAAUAUGUAUGCCCCUCCCAUCAGAUUAAUCCUCAAUAUAUACAUGUAUUUGAAAAUAUAAAGGAUCAUUCUCUUUUGUCUAACAGAAUCGUUGUGAAUUGCCGGUGAAUGGAACAAUAAAAUUCUUACGAUGCUUUUGAUACAGGAAAAGGUAUUAACUGAACAGUUGAUUUAUUUUUGUUUUAAUUUGUGAGUUGUAAUUUACAAUAUACAAAAGUCAUUUAAAGAAAAUCGAACUGGGAGGUAGAAAAUACAGCAAACGUUUUAAUUAGUUAUUAGUUAGUUAUUAAUUAGGUUACAAUCCACCGUCACAUUUUGUCAAAAGAUUUCACGAUUUGUCAAAAUUUAUUUUUAUUUCUUUUUUUUAUUCAUGUGUAUUGUUUUUAUGCCCCCGAAGAGAGGCAUAUAGUUUUUGAACCGUCUGUCGGUCUGUCAAUCUGUCAGUCUGUCCGCAAUUUUCGUGUCCGGUCCAUAUCUUUGUCAUCGAUGGAUGGAUUUUCAAAUAACUUGGCAUGAAUGUGUACCACAGUAAGACGACGUGUCGCGCGCAAGACCCAGGUCCGUAGCUCAAAGGUCAAGGUCACACUUAGACAUUAAAGGAUAGUGCAUUGAUGGGCGUGUCCGGUCCAUAUCUUCGUCAUCGAUGGAUGGAUUUUCAAAUAACUUGGCAUGAAUGUGUACCACAGUAAGACGACGUGUCGCGCGCAAGACCCAGGUCCGUAGCUCAAAUGUCAAGGUCACACUUAGAUUUUAAAGGAUAGUGCAUUGAUGGGCGUGUCCGGCCCAUAUCUUUGUCAUCGAUGGAUGGAUUUUCAAAUAACUUGGCAUGAACGUGUACCACAGUAAGACGACGUGUCGUGCGCAAGACCCAGGUUCAUAGCUCAAAGGUCAAGGUCACACUUAGAUGUUAAAGGAUAGUGCAUUGAUGGGCGUGUCCGGUCCAUAUCUUUGUCAUCGAUGGAUGGAUUUUCAAAUAACUUGGCAUGAAUGUGUACCACAGUAAGACGACGUGUCACACGCAAGACCCAGGUCCAUAGCUCAAAGGUCAAGGUCACACUUAGACGUUAAAGGUCAUUUUUCAUGAUAGUGCAUUGAUGAGCAUGUCCGGUCCAUAUCUUUGUCAUUCAUGCAUGGAUUUUAAAAUAACUAUGCAUGAAUGUGUGACACAGUAAGGCGACGUGUCGCGCGCAAGACCCAGCUCCGUAGGUCAAAGGUCCUAAACUCUAACAUUGGCCAUAACUAUUCAUUCAAAGUGCCAUCGGGGGCAUGUGUCAUCCUAUGGAGACAGCUCUUGUUUAAUGUACCUUGAUAUCAUAUUGUAGAUGUUUAACGCUACAAUACAUUUUAUUUUAAACUGUUGUCGAGUUCAUUGAUGCCACGUAAAGCAUGCUAAUUGCUCCAUAUGAGGGGUAAAGAAAUUGUUAUGCUCUUCUUAUUAGUAAUAACUGAAUAAUGUCAUUUUUGUCAUUAGCUGCAAGUCAAGCUGCAACUUGAAAAUAUCGCCACAUAAUUCCUGCAGAAAUAAAUCUGAAAUUCGAAUACGUUUAGAUUACGAUAGUGUGUGCUAUUUGUUUGUUUAGAAUAAGAAUAAUUUUAAUGUACAUCCCUUUUAAAACACAUUUUAAAAAGGUCUUUAUAUUCUUAUGUUAGAGUUUGUUAACAAAAUAAAAUGUGGAAAC
This is a messenger RNA of Mercenaria mercenaria, 7438 nucleotides long. RefSeq lists its product as uncharacterized. Bases 98 to 3652 code for a protein of 1184 amino acids. The transcript has 3 exons. The record is from RefSeq and is a predicted model, not a curated record. Lineage: Eukaryota; Metazoa; Mollusca; Bivalvia; Venerida; Veneridae.